GCAGACCAGCGAAGCGACAACCAUGACAUCAGCAAAGCUUGCUUCAGUCUCAGUCUCAGCCAAGGCGGCAGCAGGAUCUGCAGGCGCCUCUGUGCAGGCGGCUAUGAGCAGCGCGACAGGCAGGGCGAGCGAGCAGUCCAGUGUGCGCGGUGGCGGUGGCAGUGGCGGCGGCGGUGGCGGUGGCGGUGGCAGUGGGGCUAUUAACAGUGGUCUUGGCGGAAGCCGCAGCAGGCAGCCAGCCAUGGCGGACAGUGAGGGAGCAGAGAGCAGUUGGGAGACUGGGGAGGAGGCGGAGAGCGAGGAAGGGUCGUCAGCUUCAGGCACGACGGACACGCAGAGGGAAGAGCGGCGGGUGGCUAGGAGGGGCAGGGGAGCAAGUGGAAACGGGGGGAAUCGCAGCGGAGGGCUGUUGAGGCAGGUGCAGCGGUUUGGAGAUGGGUUGACACCGGUGAUGAAGCAGGUGCUGGGCACGGGGGCUUUCAUGCUGGCCAUGGUGGCUCUCUGGCCGCGCUCGCCAAAGCAGAGCCGCGUCCAGCUGGAAACUGAUGGCGAUGGGAAGGUGUGGGUGGUGAGGCCUGGUGAAACUCUCAGCUCCAUCCUCCCUCGUGAAGUUUACUGCAAUCCCAGCUCGGACUUUUUCAAACUCAACCCAGAUGUGUGUGACGUCAACAGAAUCUACUCCGGCCAGCGCCUUGUGCUCCCAUAGUGCCUCCAUGCUCACUCAAGUGGCCUCGCGAUUAUCACCCCCAUGCUCCUGUAACCUUGCACUGAUCACCCCCUGUGCCCGUCGGCCCUCGCUUGCCACACUCGUGCCCUUGUAGCCCCACACCUAUCGCCCUGCGCACUGCCACGUAUCCCCUCAAGCUUCGCGGCUGCUUCACGUAUACUCUCGUCUCAACCCCAGCGAUCGACUCGACGUGUGACAACCAAAUGUCGGUGCCAACUCAUGUUCCUGAGCGUGGUUGGUUGGUCGGCUCCGCGUCACAAGACGCCCCACUCUCAUGCCAUCAGUUCCAUCCAUGUAUUUCACCACCAGGAUUGACCGACCUGACCCCACUGUAUUGCCUUCCAUGGACUCGAAGUUGCCUUUUACAGCUAGGUAGGUCCCCUUCUUCCUCUACAACAGUACUUGUGUUUCUGCAGUCCUGCCUAGGCUGUCAUCUGUGCAUCAAGGUUAGCAAGGAAAGGGUUGUUCAUGAAUACCAGCGCAGGGAGGCAGUGCCAAGCCAAUGUACACUUGUAGCACAUGCACGGUGGUGUACACUGUAUGGCUUUUUAUAUUACCGGUACCCA
Molecule: messenger RNA, 1293 nt
Organism: Closterium sp. NIES-67
Lineage: Eukaryota; Viridiplantae; Streptophyta; Zygnematophyceae; Desmidiales; Closteriaceae
Source: the annotation of a GenBank genome assembly